CUGGACAUCUUCAACCUGUUCCUGCCUUUCUGAAAUCAUCCGUCAUCGUGCCUGUCCCCGAGAAACCAAUCAUCACCUGCUUCAGUGAUUAACAUUCCAUAACUCUGCCCCCUGUCAUCAUGAAGUGCUUCGAGAGGAUCCUCCAAAAGUCCAUCAAGGACGCCAUCCCUGCUGGCCUGGACAGCCUGCAGUUUGCCUACAGGGAGAAUCGCUCCACAGAGGACGCUGUCUCAUUAGCACUGCACUCAGCUCUGACUCAUCUGCAGCGUGAGAGAGAGCUCAGAUUCGCAACAUAUUUCUACCUGCCUUGGGGACCUGCGGAUCUGACCACAUCAUUGGGUGGUGGAAGGAGCAGUUUGAGGGUCUACACAAUCCAGUCACCAUGUCCUCUACAGACAAAAUGGUUCACUGAACAGCUUCUAAACAGAAAAGUAAAAGAGAAAGUGACGGAAAGAAAGGAUGGACUCAGUCUCUAUGAAGGGGUGCACCAGGAGUCCUGUGUUCCUCACAGCCUCUUCCUCACACCUCAGUCACCCCCCAGCCUGUGUGUUCCACUGUGGUAUUGGCAACACACCAGCAGAUUCAGGACCUUCCUGCCCGGUUCCUACCACAGUGGCUGUCCUUGGAUCAGGUGACUUCUCCAAGGGCAUCACCUUCCGCCUACUUCGUUGUGGCUUCAAGGUGGUGGUGGGCAGCCGCCGUCCCAAACUGGCAUCUCAUUCCUUUCCCCAUGUGGUGGAUGUGUCACACUAUGAAGAUGCCAUCAGGAAAUCUAACAUUGUGUUCCUGGCUAUCCAUCGCGAGCACUACUCUGUAUUAUGGGACCUGAAGCAUAUCAUGGCAGGGAAGGUCAUUGUUGAUGUGAGUAACAAUCGGAGAGUCAACCAGUAUCCAGAAUCUAAUGCUGAGUAUCUGGCUUCACUGCUGCCAGACUCUGACGUGGUUAAAGGCUUCAAUGUCAUCUCAGCUUGGGCCAUGCAGCAAAGCCAUCCAAAAGAUUCCAGCACCCAGGUGUUUAUCUGCAGUGACUCGAUAGAGGCUCGUCAGCUGGUGAUGGAAUUGGCACGUCAACUCAACUUCCACCCCGUGGAUAUGGGCCCCCUCUCUUUGUCCCGUUACAUCGAGAAUAUCCCUAUCCAGUUAUUCCCUGGUUGGAAAGGCCCCGUCCUUGCUGCUGUUGCCCUCUCCAUCUUCUUUUUUGGUUACUCUUUUGCACGUGAUAUAAUCCACCCAUAUGUGAAACACAAGCAGAGUGACUUCUACAAGAUUCCCAUAGAGAUAGUGAAUCAUACGUUGCCCAGUGUUGCUAUCACUCUCUUGGCCCUAGUGUACUUGGCUGGCCAAAUGGCGGCUGCACACCAGUUGUACAGUGGAACCAAGUACAAGCAGUUCCCUCACUGGUUGGAAGGCUGGCUGCAAAGCAGGAAGCAGUUAGGUCUGAUCAGCUUUUUCCUGGCUGCUGUCCACGUUCUCUACAGCCUUUGUCUGCCAUUGAGAAGAUCUGAGAGGUACCUGCUGCUCAACACUGCCUACCAGCAGAUUAAUGCUAAUGUGGAAAAUUCAUGGAACGAGGAGGAAGUGUGGCGGGUGGAGAUGUAUGUUUCCUUUGGAAUCAUGAGUUUUGGACUCAUGUGCCUCCUGGCUAUCACCUCCAUUCCUUCUAUCAGUAACUCUCUCAACUGGCGGGAAUUCAGCUUUAUCCAGUCCACUCUGGGUUACAUCGCCCUUCUCAUCGCUACUUUCCAUGGCCUGCUCUUUGGCUGGAAACGGGCCUUUGAUGAGGAUGCCUACCGCUUCUACCUGCCCCCCAGCUUUGUGGUGUCCCUGGCUCUGCCUGUCUGUGUCAUACUGGGAAAGGUUCUAAUGUUGCUCCCCUGUGUAGGCCACAAACUUCACCAGAUUCGCAAGGGUCAGGACACCAGUCCUUACAAGGGCCGGCGUCUGGAGCCAGUUGGCUCAGCGGCAAACAUUUCACCUGAGAGAGUUACCAUUAUGUGAUUCUUUUCAUACUUUCUGAUUUUAGCUCUAAGAACAUAAUACUGUCUUUCUCUGAAGAGUUUUGCUGAUUUCUGUGCUCUGGACAAGUGUACUGUUCUUUACUCCACAGCUACUGACCAUGUUAGGUCUCAUGUUACAGUUUUUCCCAAAAAAGCUGUUGCACUGAAAAAUCUUUACUUAACAUCCCUUCCGAAUAAGAAGUUGUUCUCCUGUGUUUCAAAAACACAAUGUUCUCAUUUUUUUUUUUUUCUUUUGUUGGAAAUAUUAAUUUUCUACCAAAAAGGGAAAUUCUGGCACUGCAUAGUCUCCUAAAUCAGAUGUUAGUGUCUGGAUGUUUCCUAACGUCCAAGAGAAUAUUUGUCACUAAUAUGUAGUAGAAAUGAAAAGGAUGAUUCAGCAGUUUAAAUCUUUCAUGAAGUUGAGCAAAAUGAACAAAUAACAGUCCCAGUGGCUCAUUCAAAUUCAGAUUAAAAGAGAUCCUAAAGGGAAAUUAUAUACAGUUUUAUUUUUCAACACGUAGAUGCUGAUGACUGAAGGGAGGAAGGAUCUCCUGUAGAGCUCGGUCUUUCAGUGUUUCUGGAGAAGCCUCUGACUGAACAUACCACUGAUUAAGAGGAUGCUUAGGGUUGUCAAUAAUGUUCUUUUUAUGAAGAGUCCUUCUUUGCAUAGUCACCUUCAGAGGUUCUAGAAGAGUCCCUAGAACAGAGCUCUUGUUGAGCUUCUUUAAGUCAGUUGCUCUGAUGCUGCUACUCCAGCAGAUGAUGGCAAAGGAGAUCACACUCUUCACAACAGACUUAUAGAAGACUUGCAGCAUCUUGCUGCAAACCCUGAAAGAACAAAGCUUCCUCAGCAAGUACAGUCUGCUCUGUCUCUUCUUAUAGACAGCUUCACAGUUGCGUCUCCAGUCCAGUUUGUUGUCCAGGUGAACACUGAGGUAUUUACUCCACCACUUCUUCUCCCAGUAUGGUAAUCGUGUUGGUACAAUUCCCAUUUCUCCUGAAAUCUCCAACUAUCUCCUUUGUUGUAUCCACAUUCAGAAUGAGAUGAAUGUUUACAAACCAUGCCACAAAGCGGUCCACCAGCUCCCUGUACUCAGCUUCGUGUCCAUCUCUGAUGCAUCCAGCGACUGCAGAAUCAUCAGUCUGUCUUGUAUUAGAAGUCUGAGGUGUAAAUAGUGAUAAGUAAUGGUGAGAAUACAGUCCCUGUGAUGCUCAUGUGCUGCUGACUACCUGGUUAGACACACAACCCUUCAAUCUCAUAAACUGUGGACUGUUUGUCAAGUAGUCUAUGAUUCAGGCGAUUGUAGAGGCCUCCACCUGAGUGUUCUGGAGUUUCUGACAAAGCAAAUCAGGCUGAAUUAUGUGAAAUGCACUGGAUAAAUCACCUACUGACAGAUAGCUUACAAGAAGUAAUCAAACCACUGGAUAUCCUGACAUAAUCCCCCAGGCCCACUUCUUCACUAGAACAAAGAGGCUGCAGGCUUGUUUAUGUGGGAAUGAUUCAACGCAGCUUGACCACUGUUUUGGAGUUGAUUCAACUGAUAUUUGUUUUCAGUAAGGUUUCAAUUUAAAAAAAUAUCGAUAAGUCUUUUUGCAUACAUGUUUUCAUUGGUUUUUGUUUGUCUGUGUUUCAAUAAAGUUAUUCAUUUGGAGACAAAAUGGUA
Messenger RNA from Fundulus heteroclitus (mummichog), 3661 nucleotides. It is a transcript of the gene steap2, whose product is annotated as STEAP family member 2, metalloreductase. The record is from RefSeq and is a predicted model, not a curated record. The coding region runs from base 460 to 1998 and encodes 512 amino acids. Gene Ontology annotation, cellular component: plasma membrane; endosome. The transcript has 7 exons. Lineage: Eukaryota; Metazoa; Chordata; Actinopteri; Cyprinodontiformes; Fundulidae. Gene Ontology annotation, molecular function: ferric-chelate reductase (NADPH) activity; cupric reductase (NADH) activity. Gene Ontology annotation, biological process: copper ion import.